CACAGCGAGGAAUGGGAGCUCAUCAAGCAGCACAAAGCGCCCAGCAUCCUGGAGUUCCGUCCAAAGAACCAAGCCCCAACGGAGGUGCAGCUGCACUUCCUAGAAAUUCUUACCAAAGCCGUGCACAACCUGUUCCAGUACAUGGACAUCCCGAUGGACGUGGCCGUCGCCCAUCGCCUGUACGACGUCGAAGUGAUCGAACUGAACAACGAUGUAAGUUUCCUAAUCAUCUGCCCGCCGGCGGAAAGCAGCUGUGCCGUUCCGGGCCAGAAGGACAUCCUGCUGCAGCGGGGCGAUUUGUUCUCCAUGCCCAUCCAGGCCUUCGAGAUGAUCCACCUGAAGUCGUACCAGAGCAGUAUAGUGCAGAAGUACUCGCGGUUGUCAUGUAUUCUGGAGCUGGACACUAUGAUGGCCAAUCAUCUGCAUCGGGAGGCCUUCAGCACGUCGGAGCUGCAGAAAGCUAAGGAUCGGUUAGCUAAGCUUCAGGAUUUGUCUUCUGGGUUGAACACGGUGUGGAAGGGCGUUCGAUGGUUGAUGGACGUCAUAGGGUACGCUAGGGACAGGGCCAAUAUGCCGGAAUUGAACAUGAAGCAGAUCUUGGAUUACAAGAGCACGUAUUUUGGAAAGAAGAGUGGUGCUGAGAAGAAAGGAGGCAGUGAGACACAGCUGCUUCAACCGCCGACCAAUCCACCGGUAUUUCAUAAGAGUAGUCCUGGUAGGGGUUCCUGGCCUGGGCCAGCUGUUGAACACCCCUUAGGGCACAACGGUCUUCUAGAUGCGGAACACUCCAAGUCCGAGCAACUGCUAAAGUACAACAGUCAAAGAUUCCUCAACGUAAGCAAUAUGAACUCGCGUAAGAACAGUGCCGAUUCGGCAUACUCCAACUCCGCCAACAGUUACUACUCGGUGACCGAGGUUGAACCGGAAAAGGAAUUUGUAACUCCCCGAUUACCACCCUCUAGGUCCGAAGAUACCCUGGUGGAUAAGAAAAAAUCCUCGGAACAUUCCAGCGCAACCAAGAAACGGCCUCCAACGAUGUACUCCAGCUAUUCGGCUACAUCUAGCCCACUGUUGAGUGUUCGUUCGCCUUUCGUGGCCACCAUAGCCAGCGUAACGAAGGCUUCCGCUGGGGAAGACACCGAGAAUAGAACCGUUAUUCCUGCUCCCUUGAAAGUCAGCAAAAAACCUCGUGAUCAAGCUUUGAAGACGCUCAACCAAAUCGAACCGGACUACGAACCGAUCGUUACGACGUACCUAAAGCCCACCUUGACCGCCCUACAGAACGAAGCGAAAGGUUUUCAAACAGCCCUACACAUUGCCGAGGAACCACAAGGUCCUCUGCAGCAACUCCCACCGGACGUGCUGGAUCAUCGGACAAUGCCACCGGCAACUACUGUACCGGACCUUGCUCAAUCCUCCCAAAGACGACCUGUCCCGCCGGUAGCUACUACGAAUCCUCCCGAGCCCACCACAGCCACCGAAUCUAAUCCCCCAACAGAGCCGACCAGCCCACUGACGACUAGCAUCGUUCAGGUGUACGCCGCCUACGAGACCGGGCUCCCAAGUGGAACGUCCCUCAAGCUGCGCGUAACCCAGAAGACAACGGCACGGGAGGUGAUCGAUCUGGUCGUCAAGCAGCUCAACAUGGCGGUGGUCCUCAAGGGCAAGGAGGGUCCCAUCUACGCCGCCGACAAGCUGGACAACUUUUGUCUGGUGGCGGUUAUAGGGGCCAGGGAACGCUGCCUGCGGGACGACUUCCGACCGCUGCAGCUGCAGAACCCCUGGAAGAAGGGCCGCCUGUACGUGCGGCAGAAACAUGAUCUCCUAGCGGCAAUCGAACAUUCCAACCGGGAUAUGGCGGAAAUCUAGUGAUAGUGGGCGGGUGGCCGUGCGAGUGCUUGUGAUUUUUCAGAUUUUUUUAUAUGUGUGCGACUGUGUUAGGGUUAGGAGGGAAGGCGAUUUGUGCGAAGUGUGGCAUGAAGUCGUAAUGAGGACGUGAGAGAUUGCAGGAUGAGUUGUGUUGAUCGCCGAUUGCUGUUCUACUUUGAGGAAAGCUUUCAUCCAGCAACAGGAAAAGCUUCCAUCCAAAAGCUGGGAAAGGUUUCUUCCAGAAGCUGGGAAAGCUUACUUUCAGAAGCUGGAAAAGCUUCCUUCCAGAAGCUGGGAAAGCUUCCUUCCAGAAGCUGGAAAAGCUUUCUUCCAGAAGCUGGAAAAACUUCUUUCCAGAAGCUGAAGAAUCUUGCUUCCAGAACCUGGAAGGGUUUCCUUCCAGUAACAGAAAAUGCUUUCUUCCAGAAGCUGAAAAAGCUUUCUUCCAGAAGUUGGAGAAGCUUUCUUCCUGAAGCUGGAAAAGCUUGCUUCCAGAAGCUGGAAAAGCUUUCUUCCAGUGACUGAAAAUGUUGUCUUUCAGAAAGCUGGAAAAGCUUCCUUUUAAAAAUCUAGAAAAGCUUCCGUCCAGGAUUUGUAAAAGCUUCUUUCCAGGAGAUGGAAAAGUUUUCCUCCAGAAGCUGGAAAAGCUUCCUUCCAGAAGCUAGAAAAGCUUCAUUCCAGAAGCUGGAAAAGCUUCCUUCCAGAAGCCUGAAAAGCUUACUUCCAGAAGCAGGAAAAGCUUCCUUCCAGAAGCUGAAAAAGUUUUCCUUCCAGAAGCUGGAAAAGCUUCCUUCCAGAAGCUGGACAAGCUUCCUUCCAGAAGCUGGACAAGCUUCCUUUCAGAAGCUGUAAAAGCUUCCUUCCAGAAGCUGGAAAAGCUUCCAUUCCAAAAACUGGACAAGAAGCCGGAAAAGCUUCCUUUCAAAAGCUGGAAAAGCUUCGUUCAGAGGUGGGAAAAACUUGCUUCCGAAACCUAAAACAAA
Molecule: messenger RNA, 2852 nt
Organism: Aedes aegypti (yellow fever mosquito)
Lineage: Eukaryota; Metazoa; Arthropoda; Insecta; Diptera; Culicidae
Exons: 1
Biological process (GO): regulation of establishment of bipolar cell polarity; establishment of mitotic spindle orientation; signal transduction
Cellular component (GO): spindle
Source: RefSeq, a predicted model, not a curated record